Messenger RNA from Fraxinus pennsylvanica, 1581 nucleotides. NCBI's taxonomy places the organism in Eukaryota, Viridiplantae, Streptophyta, Magnoliopsida, Lamiales, Oleaceae. The record is from the annotation of a GenBank genome assembly.
AUGACUCGACUUUUCCGAUCCAGGUCUUGCACAGUCACCGGCUUAUUUGCUGCCAAAUCAAUGCCGCCUGAAAAGCCCUUCUCCCCUAAUAGUACCUCCGUUUAUGGAGACGAAAAGCCGGAGGGAGACGAGGACGAGGGAUAUUUCGGGGAUUUCUUUAGUGAUGGGGAGUUUGAGAAUCCGGUUACGACGCCGUUUAUAAGCCCGGAGAGGAGGCAUGGGCGUUGGGUCAAGGGACAAGGCCGAAAUGAGCAUAAUAAUAAUAAUCAGCAGUUCUCGGUCCUGGCGAUGGUGGCGACGGCGCUGCGGCGGUCGCUGGUGACUUGCAGUGUUGAUAGGGAUCAUGUGGCGUCUGAUGUGGACAUCGGGUGGCCUACCGACGUCCGGCAUGUCUCACAUGUCACCUUCGACCGCUUCAAUGGCUUCCUUGGACUUCCGGUAGAGCUCCAGCCAGACGUCCCCCGUACACCUCCCAGCGCCAGUGCAAGUGUUUUUGGAGUUUCUGCACAAUCAAUGCAGUGUUCUUAUGAUGAUAGAGGCAACAGUGUACCAACUAUUCUUCUUAGGAUGCAAAACCAGUUGUAUUCAGAAGGCGGUCUUCAGGCAGAAGGAAUAUUCCGUAUCAAUGCUGAGAACAGUCGAGAAGAAAUUGUCCGAAACCAGCUUAAUAACGGGGUUGUGCCUUGUGGAGUUGAUGUUCAUUGUUUGGCUGGGUUGAUAAAGGCAUGGUUUAGAGAACUUCCAACUGGAGUUCUUGAUUCUCUGACCCCAGAGCAGGUUAUGCAUUGCAACACGGAAGAAGAGUGCUCCCAGCUUGUAAAUCUGCUUCCACCAACUGAAGCUGCAUUGCUUGAUUGGGCAAUCAACUUGAUGGCCGAUGUUGUGCAAAAUGAACAUCUAAAUAAGAUGAAUGCACGCAACAUUGCUAUGGUUUUUGCUCCCAAUAUGACUCAGAUGGCCGAUCCAUUGACUGCUUUAAUUCAUGCAGUCCAAGUUAUGAACUUUCUCAAGACCCUGAUUACGAAAAUUCUUUGUGAAAGAGAAGUAUUAGCUACCACCGAUCGAUUAUUCUCAGCAUGUGCUGAUUCUGCUGGCAACGUAGGGCUUGACCACAGGUCAAAUGCAACUGCAAUGGUCAUGCACGAGCAGGCUUGUGAUGAUUGCUCAUGUUCAACAUCUGCUUGUGGCAGCCUCUUAAGGAGUGCCACUUUGGAGAGACUGGAAGCUGAUAGCAACAAGAAAUCUUUGAGAUUAAAGAGUAAGAGCGAUGUUGGUGUUGGUGUUGGUGAGAAAUAUGAAUCUGUUGCAAAUAGAAUCUCACCUGAAAAACGCAAAAGAAACUCCCUAGAGAAUAGAUUUCGAGAUGAAUAUGACAAUGACGAAGUUGAGAGGGUAUUCAAUAGGCUAAGUUUGAGAAAAGGAGUACGAAAACUGUGCAAGCAUCCUGUAUUUCAGUUGAGUAAGCAAGUGAAGAAACGUAGCAGCAUUGGAACUGUAAAUACUCGAGAAGGAGGUGCAGAAGCUUGGGCAUACGAUGGAUGCAACUCACACACAGGUUUGUGUUCUGUACAGGCUGAGUAA